This is a messenger RNA of Fusarium vanettenii 77-13-4, 1539 nucleotides long. RefSeq lists its product as uncharacterized. The record is from RefSeq and is a predicted model, not a curated record. Gene Ontology annotation, molecular function: transmembrane transporter activity. Lineage: Eukaryota; Fungi; Ascomycota; Sordariomycetes; Hypocreales; Nectriaceae. Bases 1 to 1539 code for a protein of 512 amino acids. Gene Ontology annotation, biological process: transmembrane transport. The transcript has 5 exons.
AUGGCUCGUCCCGAGAGCCAGCGAACACUCACUCCUUCGGUCCCUGCCAGCGAAUCGGGGAAGCGACAAACAGACGAGGAAGCAGCUGUUCAGAGUGGCAACAAAGAGGGUGAAGCUUCGAGCUCAGAGCCUCAAGAUCCUAAUGCUGUUGGAUGGGAUGGCGACGAUGACCCCGAUAACCCCAUGAACUGGACACCAAAGAAGAAAUGGGGAUGUAUCGGCGCUCUAUCACUCAUGACCCUAUUGACUCCCCUCGGCUCCUCCAUGUUCGCCCCAGGCGUCCCCGACAUUAUGCGCGAGUUCAAAGACGACAACGAAAACAUCGCAACCUUCGUAGUAUCCGUCUACGUCCUCGGCUUCGCCUUUGGUCCCCUCCUAGCCGCACCCCUCAGCGAGAUCUACGGCCGCGCGCCCGUCUUCAACAUUGCCAACAUACUCUUUAUCAUCGCGACAAUCAUCACCGCCCUCAGCCAAAACAUGCCCAUGCUCAUCGUCUUUCGCUUCCUCAUGGGUUUCGCUGGCUCUACACCUGUUACGAAUGGUAGUGGAACUAUCUCUGACAUGUUUCCUGUUGAGGAACGUGGCAAGGCCAUGGCUGUGUGGGCUAUGGGGCCGUUGCUGGGACCCUGCAUCGGACCGCUGAUGGGAGGGUACAUGAUUGAAGAUCUCGGUUGGCGAUGGGUAUUCUGGGUCAUCGCCAUCUUUGCCGGUGCUCUGUCAGUUGUCUGCUACUUUGCAGCCCCCGAGACAUACCAUCCCGCCCUCCUCGCGAAGAAGGCCGCCCGUCUUAGGAAGGAGACUGGAAACCAGGACCUCUACUCGGCUCUACAUAACCCCAACCUAACCAGCAGGAAGCAGUUUGAGCAUGCCAUCAUUCGCCCGAUGAAGCUCCUCUUCACCCACUUCCCCGUUCUCAUCCUCUCUCUCUACGUCGCCAUUGUUUACGGCGUGCUCUACCUUAUGUUCAGUACCUUUACUUUUGUCUUCGCCCAGCAAUAUGGCUUUGGCACUGGAACAAUUGGUCUGGCGUAUCUGCCCACCGGUAUUGGCAUGUUGUUCGGUGUCAUUCUGUUUGGCGUCAUUACGGAUGUCAUUGUCAAGAAGAAGCUCGCGCAGAACGGCAAGACCGUUCCCGAAGAUCGUCUUCCCGUCUGGCUGAUUGCGCCCAACGGUAUCAUCAUUGUCGCAUCGCUGUUCUGGUAUGGAUGGUCGACCGAGAACAACACGCACUGGAUCGUGCCCAUGAUUGGCGUCGCCUUCUUCUGCUUCGGUCUAAUGGGCAUCAUGAUGUGUCUCCAGAUCUACCUCAUCGACUCCUACAUUUCCUACGCAGCCUCCGUCGUCGCAGCCGUGACAGUCCUCCGCUCAAUCGCCGGAGCCAUGCUCCCACUCGCGGGUUUGUCAAUGUACAACCACGUCGGCCUAGGCUGGGGCAACAGCAUUCUCGCAUUCUUAGCGCUAUUGUUGGCGCCAGUGCCCAUUGUAUUCCGCUACUACGGAGCCCAAAUCCGCGCCAAGUGCCCAGACAACCUGGGCUGA